AUGGCGUGCGCCAUCGUGUGGCGAGGCCGCGUGACGGCGCAGGGCGUGCUGGGGGUGCGAAGGCAGGGCUCGCCCCAGCCCGCCACCCUGGGCGACCGCUGGCACCUGGGCUCGUGCACCAAGGCCAUGACCGCCACCCUCGCCGCCAUACUCGCCAACGACGGCGUGAUCAGCCUCGACACGCCCAUCACCGAGGCCCUUGCCGACCACCUGGCCACCACCCGCGUCGACUCCGCCUGGCGCCACGUCACGCUCAACAUGCUGCUGCACAACCGCGGCGGCGCGCCGCAGGACAUUCCGGCCGAUGACAUGCGCGCCUGCUGUGCUGGUGGCCUUAGUCCGACCGAGUCGCGCCUGGAGCUGGCCAAGCGCAUACUGGCGCGGCCGCCCGCGGUCGCGCCCGGCACCAGCCACGUCUACAGCAACGCCGGGUUCGCAAUGGUGGGCGCCGCGCUCGAGCUCCGCACCGGCACGGCCUGGGAGCGGCUGAUGCAGGACUCCCUGUGGGCGCCGCUCGGCAUCACCACCGGCUCGUUCGGUGCGCCAGGCACGUCAAGUGGUGUUGACGCCCCGCACGGCCACACCGAGUCCGACUGCCGGCCGGUCGCGCCCGGACCCGGCAGCGACAACCCGGCGGCGAUCGGCCCGGCCGGCACCGCAGCGAUGACCGUGCGGGACUGGGCGCGCUUCGUGGCGCUGCACCUCGACCAGGGCAGGGGCGCGACGGCGCCGCGUCUGCUGUCGCCAGAGGCCUUCAAGCGCCUGCACUGGCCACUGCAGGGCGAUGAGGCCGCCUACGCGAUGGGCUGGGUGGUGUCGGAGCAGCCGGGCUGGGGCGGCCGAUGCCUCACGCACAGCGGCGACAACACCCUGUGGCACUGCACGUCGUGGCUCGCCCCGGAGAAGGAGUUCGCACUGCUCGUUGCGACCAACCGCUCUGGCGCCUCCGUCGCGUGCAACGACGUGGUGCUGGCGCUGAUAGGGGACCACCGCACGCACGAGGGCGCCUCCUCAUUGUAG
This is a messenger RNA of Acanthamoeba castellanii str. Neff, 1020 nucleotides long. RefSeq names its product betalactamase. The record is from RefSeq and is a predicted model, not a curated record. The transcript has a single exon. Lineage: Eukaryota; Discosea; Longamoebia; Acanthamoebidae. Bases 1 to 1020 code for a protein of 339 amino acids.